Medicago truncatula (barrel medic) is the source of this 2832-nucleotide messenger RNA. Its product is annotated as subtilisin-like protease Glyma18g48580. The transcript is spliced from 11 exons. Gene Ontology annotation, molecular function: serine-type endopeptidase activity. Gene Ontology annotation, biological process: proteolysis. The coding region runs from base 66 to 2510 and encodes 814 amino acids. Lineage: Eukaryota; Viridiplantae; Streptophyta; Magnoliopsida; Fabales; Fabaceae. The record is from RefSeq and is a predicted model, not a curated record.
UGCAUAAGGAGAUGAAUUAGCAUAUAUCCCCUAAGCUAAGCUCAACACUUUCCAUAGACUGAAAAAUGGGUCGCUCCAUUUUAUCUCUUCAUCAUCUUCUUUUCUCAUCACUUCUUAUUUUCAUCUUGAUGCUGAAUCAUGUUCACGCAAGCAAAAAGUGCUACAUUGUAUACUUGGGAGCACAUGUACAUGGUCCAACUCCUUCCUCUGUUGACCUUGAAACUGCUACAUAUUCUCAUUAUGAUUUACUGGGUUCAAUCUUGGGAAGCCACGAGGAGGCAGAAGAGGCAAUAAUUUAUUCAUAUAAUAAACAGAUUAAUGGCUUUGCAGCUAUACUUGAAGAGGAAGAAGCUGCACAACUUGCAAAAAAUCCAAAGGUGGUAUCUGUGUUCUUAAGCAAAUCUCAUAAACUGCACACAACACGUUCUUGGGAAUUCCUUGGACUAAGUACAAAUGAUGUCAACACAGCUUGGCAAAAGGGAAGGUUUGGUGAAAAUACCAUUAUAGCUAACAUUGAUACAGGUGUUUGGCCGGAAUCGGAGAGUUUUCACGACAGAGGAAUAGGUCCAAUUCCAUUAAGAUGGCGUGGGGGUAACAUUUGUCAACUUGACAAACUCAAUACUUCUAAGAAAGUUCCAUGUAACAGAAAGCUAAUCGGAGCAAGAUUUUUCAACAAAGCUUACGAGGCCUUUCACGGUAAACUCCCUAGUUCACAACAAACAGCGCGAGACUUUGUAGGCCAUGGGACACACACACUAUCAACAGCAGGUGGAAACUUCGUACAAAACGCAACCAUAUUUGGUAUUGGCAACGGUACCAUAAAAGGUGGUUCACCAAGAUCAAGAGUUGCAACCUACAAAGCAUGUUGGUCUCUAACAGAUGUUGUAGACUGCUUCGGUGCCGAUGUAUUAGCUGCUAUUGAUCAAGCAAUUUACGACGGUGCUGAUUUGAUUUCUGUUUCGGCUGGAGGCAAACCUAAUACAAAUCCUGAAGUUAUUUUUACUGAUGAGAUUUCAAUAGGUGCAUUUCAUGCACUUGCUAGAAAUAUAUUAUUAGUUGCAUCGGCUGGAAAUGAAGGACCUACCCCUGGAAGUGUUACUAAUGUUGCUCCAUGGGUGUUCACUGUUGCUGCUAGUACAUUAGACAGAGACUUCAGCAGUGUCAUGACCAUUAAUAACAGAACACUCACGGGAGCCAGUCUUUUUGUAAACUUGCCACCUAACCAAGACUUUCUUAUAAUAAUUUCUACUGAUGCUAAAUUUGCCAAUGUGACAGAUGUAGAUGCUCAAUUUUGUAGACCAGGAACGCUUGAUCCUUCAAAAGUGAAUGGUAAAGUAGUGGCGUGUGAUCGAGAAGGGAAAAUAAAUUCAAUUGCUGAAGGUCAGGAAGCUUUAUCUGCAGGCGCAGUGGGAGUGAUUAUGAGAAAUCAACCAGAAGUUGAUGGAAAAACACUUCUUGCUGAGCCUCAUGUUGUGUCUACUAUCAACUAUCAUGAUCCACGUUCAAUCACAACGCCAAAGGGUUCAGAGAUAACUCCUGAAGAUAUAAAGACGAAUGCUACAAUAAGAAUGUCACCAGCAAAUGCUUUGAAUGGAAGAAAGCCAGCUCCAGUUAUGGCUUCAUUCUCAUCUAGAGGACCAAAUCAAGUUCAACCAUAUAUACUCAAGCCUGAUGUAACUGCGCCGGGUGUGAACAUACUUGCUGCCUAUUCAUUGCUUGCAAGUGUGUCUAAUUUAGUAACAGACAAUCGUCGAGGUUUUCCAUUCAAUAUACAACAAGGAACUUCUAUGUCUUGUCCUCAUGUUGCUGGCACUGCUGGACUUAUCAAAACACUUCAUCCUAAUUGGAGUCCAGCAGCUAUUAAAUCAGCUAUCAUGACCACUGCAACCACAAGAGAUAACACCAACGAGCCGAUAGAAGAUGCAUUCGAAAACACAACUGCAAAUGCAUUUGCUUAUGGUUCAGGACAUAUUCAACCCAACAGUGCAAUAGAUCCAGGACUUGUUUAUGAUCUAGGGAUUAAGGAUUACUUGAACUUCUUAUGUGCUGCUGGAUACAAUCAAAAACUCAUCUCAUCACUUAUUUUCAACAUGACAUUCACUUGUUAUGGAACUCAAAGCAUAAAUGACUUGAAUUACCCUUCAAUCACAUUACCAAAUCUUGGGUUAAAUGCUGUUACUGUCACUCGUACAGUUACCAAUGUUGGGCCACGAAGUACAUAUACUGCAAAAGCCCAAUUGCCUGGAUAUAAAAUUGUUGUUGUACCAAGUUCCUUGAAAUUCAAGAAAAUAGGUGAAAAGAAGACAUUUAAAGUUACUGUGCAAGCAACAAGUGUGACUCCACAGGGAAAAUACGAAUUUGGAGAACUGCAAUGGUCAAAUGGAAAACACAUUGUAAGGAGUCCCAUUACUCUUCGAAGGGAAAAUACGAAUUUGGAGAACUGUGAUGGACAAAUGGGAAACAUAUUGUGCGAAGUCCCGUUACUGUUAGACGCAGAUGAAAUGAUUUAAAGUGUUAUUAUUGGUUUAUACUAGUAUGCUUUUGUUAUUUCAUCGAUUUCGUUGUUGUUGUUUCGGUAUUGUAGUGUAAUAAGUUGUGAUAAUUAAAGUAUCUGUGUUGUAAUAAUUGAUAAAUGGGAGUCCUGUGACAACUACAUGUUGUGCACAACCAUAAAAUGUGCCACAUUUUGAUGGCUCCAUUUAAUACUCAAAUCCUAGUAAAAGAUGAUAUCAAAUUAUAUACACGAUCAAUGUAAAUGUGUUCUUGUAAUGUAUCACAUUUUGUCAGUACCGUGAAGGGUAAAGGAAAUGUAGUAAGAAUAAAUCAUGUCUA